Molecule: messenger RNA, 8168 nt
Organism: Spirodela intermedia
Lineage: Eukaryota; Viridiplantae; Streptophyta; Magnoliopsida; Alismatales; Araceae
Source: the annotation of a GenBank genome assembly
AUGGCGCGGCGGUGAUCGGUGGCUCGUCCACCAUCGUCGUCUUCAAAUUUCGCGGGUGUUGAUGGCUUUGAUGGACUGAACGGAUCCGGCUUGUUGCAGGAAGAAGGAUAAUGGCUUCUUCUGUGGCGAGGAUGCCGAUGGAGCACGGCAACUGGGGGGAGGGGGGAACUGCAGCCUCUUUCCGCAGAGAACUGAAGGAGAUCGUGAAGGAUCGAGUCUCCCGGGCCUGCGUCGUCUUCUCCUGUGGCGGGAGCAGGAGAGGUUUCUGCGAGGAAUCCGACGGCGUCCAGCAUUCUCCCCCGGCUUCCCCCUGCUCGACCUGCUCCGAUGCUUCGUCUGUCGCGAUAGAAACUUUGGGCUCUUUGUCCGCCUGCUCCAGGGGAAGGCGAAAUUCUCGUGUCCUCGACCGCUGGGCCGGACCUCAGGCGCGGGAGCCAUUCGCGACCGUGAAUCGGAAGACUCACGAGGCCGAGCGCUCCGCGUCCUCUUGGACUGCUGAGUCCGUCUCCUCCCGUACUGCCGCCUUCCUUCAUCGUGACGGGUCUCCUGUGACGGGAUCGCCGACGUCGGGGACCUCCUCUGGCGAUCGAGCUGUGUUAGAUGAUCUCCCGUCCAACGUUCGGGCUUCGUCGCUCAUUCAGAUGUGGAGGGAGCUUGAGGCUGAUGCCGGGCAAGUUCAUAGUCCCCCAUCUGGGGGCGUAAGCCGCGGAGAGAAUUUGGUGCCACUAAGCAAGGGGGACUUUUCUUCUGGUGAGGAAUCCUGCGGGAGAACAGAGGCUUGCGACGGUUCCAAAUGGGAGCCAGAGCAUAUAGGUCCAAACAAGUCCAGUGGUGGGUCAAGCGAUGGUGCGAAGGAACUUUCAUUAGACAUUGUAAAGACGCAUAGCUCAGAGUUUGAGAUCCGGAAUUACCCUGCAAAUUGUUGCGAAAAUAAAGAAUAUCUUGCUCAUGAAGAGUUUGCUGAUGGUGCAUUCCUCAGAGGGACUAUUCACCAUUUCAUGGGCUGGAAAAAGAUUGACAACUUACUUGCACGGAUGAGACAGGAGCGCCAAUCGGAGCUCAAUAAGUUAAAGCUGAACUAUCAUGUGUCAAGGUUCUCUCAUCGAAGUUGGAUUCAGGUGAUUUCUUUCUUCUUCGGCGUCGAGACGUUGAAAUAUAUCUUUUUGUCACGUGCCAUAUAAAAAUGCUAGGACAAAAAACUUGAAGCAGGACUUCAAGAAGUUUCAAACCAGUAGGUGAAAAGGGCCUAAGACAAUAAAUUUCUGUUUUACAAUUGAGUCUCGAACCUUCGUCCCUUUUAUCGCUGGCACCAACCUCCAGUUCUGCACACCAGUCCCAUUCCUGGGUCCUUUGUCUUAUUAUCUUCUCAUCCUGCUUCACGUUUUGUGUUGUCAUGCUGUCGAACAGAUUUCUGUCUAUCACAUGGUCACGACAUAAAACAAGCUAAAGAUUUGUGUAAGGUCCCAGACGAGUCUCUUCAUUUGAAGUGGUUUCCGUUUUAAGUUCGUUCUAAGCUAAUCUCUGCCUACCAGACUUACUCUCACACACAGCACAUCGCUUGACUCACUCUAUCCCAGUCCAUGCGAUGUAAGUCACCCUUAUUUUCAAAUAUGACUGAGAAAAAAAUUGUCCGCGGGAAAAUCCUGAACAUGUAGAGAAUUUCAUGGGAGCAUCAAGUCCUUGAAUGAUGUCGUGCUGAGGGAGGGUUCCCUACCUACAGGAAAAAUGAAAUAAAUGUUAUUUUUGGAGGAAAAGACUAAUAUUAAAUGCUCAUUAUUUAUAGAGUACUGAUGUGAUAAAGACAAAUCAGGAAUUAACUACUCUGACAAAUUUUGACUUUUUUCUCCUUGAAAAAUGGCAUGCGUUCGUUUUGUAUGUCAGUUUAUUUGGAGGAACUGAGCUAUCGACUGGGUUAUUUUGUCAUAGAUUGGAUGCACUGGUUUUUCUCUUUUUCUGGUAUCAAGGUUGAAUGUUCUUCCUAUAUCUAGCAUUAAAAAUAAUCCACAUCUCUGAUUAAGGAAGAUGACUCGUGAUAGAGGAGAGGAUGUAUGUAAAUACUUGGAACUUGAUAUGUAAGGAGCUGUAUUUCUAUUUGGUUAUUUUAUCAUCCCUUCAGGAUUAUAAAACCAGUAAAUUGGAUGCCUUUUUAUUUCAUGACUGAUUUUACACUGAACCUUAAAUAUAUAAACCAGUAACAAAUUCACAACCUAUUUUGGCCUCAGUUUCUCUUCAGAAAUCCUUUCGUAGCUUUUUUAUGCUUAGUUUGUAGCUUGUCUUAGCUUGUUGUAAUAAAGUAUUAUUUUGAAAAAUGAAAGGCCUGUUCUCUGGUUGAUAGCAUAAUUUUCACAACUACAUUCACUUGUCAUUUUUAUCCUUGAAAACAUUUUACUACCUUUAAAUGACACUGAAGUGUCCUAGUAACACCGAAGUAUGGGGGUUGGAUUCGAUGGAGAUUCGUCUCCACUUCUGAAACAUACAUUUUUCCCAUAGGAUUUAAUGUUCAAACGUCAGAAGAAUUAUCAGUUUCUCAUGCUUUUUCAGUCGACCAGUCAGAAAAUGACACUUUUACUUUCUCCUCACAGGCCUUGCUUAGAUUCAGGCACGCAGACAGAUUAUUGAGAAUCGCACAUCAACAGUUUCGUGAUUCAACUGACCUUGAACUAGAUAGUUUGCGGCAACGGGGAUCUACAAUCUGGUUUUUGAGGUACUAUCCAUAGUCAUUUGAUAUGCUUGGGUGAAAAUACUUUAUUUAAUUAAAACCUGGGAAGGAGUCCAAUCAAGAAGUUCAUUUUUGACAGAUUUUUUUCUUUGCAUGCUAAAAUAAAGGUGAGAAGGUCACUGUGCUGGGUUACAAAUCAUGUACCUUUUACUUUUUUGUGCCGCACAUAGUUACAUUUUUUCAUGUACACCACCUUGUAUCCAGUUGUGAGCUGUGCUAGUCUCAAUAAGAAUAAUGAAUGAGAUUAUUCUUUAAUGAUGAUGAAAUUCUAGAUUUCAGUGAGUAUCGUGAUUUGUGUGGAGAAUCCUCCAAAUAUGAAAUUAUGAACAAGUGGAGUGAUCUAAGAGUUCGCCAUGCUGUGAACCUUGAGAUAUGAUUAUUCUAUAAUUUUCUUCGUAUAAUUCAAAUGUAGGUGAACUUUGUGAAAGAUUAGCGGUAGAAAUUUACAGUUCACUUGCACAGUAGAAGGAACAAUUGCGUUCAAGUUUAGGGAACACUAUAAUUGUUGUAUUUUUAAGAACGUUUUGGUUACAAUUGAUCUGAUGCUAUACUCAAAUUAGGGAAAAAUUUAGCCCCAGAAACCAGCAUACUAUCAACGCUGAUCAAGUUGUGGGGGGCAGCGAUGUCCCUAUCAUUCUACGAGGCAAGUCCUCACAUAUGGGUGAUAAAUCUACAAUAGCAAGCAAAGGGGAUCAGGAGGCAACGGCCACAAGGGACUUCAAAUCCAUGUUAAAAAAAGAGAAUACGCCGCACUCCACAGGUGAGGGGCCCCAGGAAAAUAUUCAGAGUUCGGCUUUGUCACAACAGAAAGGCAUCUUGGAGAUCACCAAUAUUAGCUGUGAACGGGCAACUGAUUCGUCAAACCUGGACAAUGAGGUUGAACAUUUGGCAACGGAAAAUUUUGAACAUGCUAGUCUGAACUCUGUGGAUGGUUGUGAUGGAACGUGGACAUCUGAUGGUUCUCAGGGGAAGAUUGAAUGGCAAUGUCAGGGGCGCUCAGUAAGCCCUCACUUGAACAAAAGUUAUCCUGAGACUACAGAGAUACAUGAACUUCUUCUAAGGUAUUUUAUAAAAAAUUAUCCUUCUUCGAUUUUUGUUCUCUUUUUUUAUAUCAUCGAUUUUUUUUUUUUGAAGAAAGUACAUUCAAGUUGAAAGUUCACGUGUGAAGAAACUCUGUUUAUUUUAGUAUAAGCACCAUAGAAAAGAGAUUUGCAUGACUUUUUAACACAUGUACGCCCAUGUAGCAGUCUAAUGGUUUAUGUUUAUCCUUCACAAGUAUGUGUUUUUCGUAUACCACCAGUAUAUCAGCUGAAGGUACGUUCUUAUUUGUUCUAUCUGCAGAAAACCUGUCUCCACUUCCCUUACCAGCAACUUCCGGAAGACGAUGGAUAGGUUGGUUUUGUCUCUUCUACAAAAGCAGCAAUCCAUGUGUCAAGCCUACGAAGAUGAGGAAUUGCUGCCUUCCCAAAGAAUUAAUGGCGAAUCUAUCGAUGCAGACGAAGUCACAUCUUCGUUGUCAAUAAUGCCUUUAUCGUUUCAGAAGUUUCACCGUCCAGAGGACCAUCAAGAGUCUUGUAUCACAUCUCAGCCAUCUCAUCAAUUUCAUGUAUGUUUAAGGCGAUACCAUUUAUUGUAUCAUUUUGAUAUUUAUGUUCUUGGACCAUUAAUAAGACCAUAACUCCUGUUCGUACAGGACCCAAUGUUGCGAUCAUGUCAGGAUGUGGAACUCAUACAUGAUCUGAGGAGUGAUGUGGCAGAAAUUCACCAAGAAAUAGUUGAGUUGCGUAUACUUUUAAAGAAUUGCGUUGAUGAGCAUUCAAAAUUGAAAAGUUUGAUUAGGGACGAAGUUUCUUCUAUGUGUUUGAGUUCAGGUGAGGAAGAACUUCCUGAUUUAUGUAUAACUUACUGGAAGCAUGUGGUUUCGCAUCUCAUUUUUCAUCCAUAAAGUUUAAAAAUUGAGGCACAUAAUGGCUGAUAUAAUUGAUACUGAUUGUAUCCAGGAUUUUUUUUCCUGAAACUGAUUCAAAAAAUCUUUUUUAUUAUCCUGAAAAGAAGAUGAUAAUUCUUAAUGCGAAGAAUUAAAAUUUAUCCCUUAAGACCUAAUAUGAUGAUUUUAAGGGAUAUAUUUUAAAAUGCACUGAUCAUGAUUUAUCUCUUUCAUUAGUUUUUAUUUUCUUGGGAAUUGUUUUUGUUGUUCGUUAAACAUGACCUGUUUUAGUCAUAGUUCUGGUUUUGGAGUCGGGAAUGAGUGAAACAGGAGCUGAAAGAGGAGCUUGGAACCCCACAAAAGCUGUCAUCUGAGUUGGAAUGGGUUGUGAACAAAUUUAACUUCAGGUGUCUGCAUGCUGACACUAAUACAUAUUAUAUGCUGCACACUUAAUUUUCAGUAAAUAUUUUUAUUAGUAUAUAUUAGUCACCAAAUAUUCUCCUUUUUUUCUUUUAAAAAUAUUCUAUUUAAGUUUUCCUCAUGACAUAUUUAUGAAAAUCUUCCGGGGUUUUAUAAAUGACAUUAUAUGGUUUAGCUUCCAAGGUGACGUUCUUGUUUAAAAUUUAUAGAUCAACUUAGAAUGGUAAUCUCAAUCAGUGAGUGAAUGGUGAACAGUUUCUAUUUUUAGCUUAGCAUCUGUGAAGAAGAUAACGAAAUACGACACUGUGAAUUAUGCUAUCGAAAUCCAUGACCAAAUGUGUUGUUCUUCUUGUCAAGUUUUUCUUAUUCUUUUUAUUUCUAUUUUAUUUUUUUGCAAAAAAGAAGAAAAAAGUCUUCUCAGAGAGAGACCAUGACGUUGUUGUCACCUCUUAUUCUUCAGCCUGAAACAACCUUAAGCCCCUCAAGUCAAGUUAACAUAUAAACUCUUCGGCUUGAGUGUCCCACUUUGGCUGUGCAUUUUUUUCUCCAUUUUUUUAUUUUAAAAUUUAUUCACACCUUAUUCUAGGGAUAUAUUGCAGAUAUUAUCUAUACUUGCUAUCACAUAUUCGAAUAAUUACGAUGGCAAAAAAUGCAUGAAAGUGAAGAAUAACCAUCUCCCAUGUUUCCUCUUUCUGAAGAGCGGCUCUUGCAAAGUUUGGUCAAUUUAAUGAUCAUAAAUGCAUGAACUUGUAGAAUAAUCACCAUUCCAUUGGGUUUCUAACAAAAAAAUUCUGAUUUUGUGGUUGUAGUUGGGAUCUCCAUGGCACUCCAGGCUUCCAGAUGGGCACCGGCAAAGAGGGGUCAUUGCUGUAUUUGCCACCAAGUGCCAAUCGACACUCUUCUUUACAGGUAUGAGCUUCUUCUGAUGGAUGAACAAAGUCCUACUUUUCACGUUGAUGAUCUGCUGUUCAGUUGACUUCUUGCAUCCUUGUCAACCAAAUAAAAUAUAUAUUAUACAAAAAUCCUUUAUUAUUCCACAUAAUCUUGUCAAUACAGAAAGGUGCCUGGUUUGGAUAAAUGUUUCAUUUUAUUUAUUUUCUCGACAAGCUUUUGACAUAGAUGAUCUUCUGUUCAGUUCAUUUCUUGCAAGCAAAUAAAAUAUAUGUUAUACGAAAAUAUUUAAUUUUUCCACAUUAUAAUGUCGAUACAGAAAGGUACCUAGUUUGGGUAAAUGUUUCAUAUUAUUUGCUCCCACCGGCUAUCAACAUCAAUCUUCAUCAUUCUCACUCAUUAUUCUAAAAAUUAAUCAAACUAAGGGCUGAGAUGCUUUGAUUCCAUCUUUGGUGAUAUCUUCUUCCUCUUCGUCUUUUCUUGCUUCUUCAUGGCCUUGGCCUUGUGUUGCACCAUCCCAUCACAUUUCUUCUUUUUUUUCUCUCUUCUUUGACCGUCAUCAGCUUUCAAAUCACCUUCUCCAUUCAUUCCAUUGCCCAGAUGAACUGAUCCACACAAAAAUUUAACUUAUUCCCUUCCAUUUUUAUUUUUCUGGGCCAAACCAGACGAUCUGAUCCUGUGUACUUUGCACGGAUCUUACUCCUUGAGCUCUAAUUCCUCAGUCCUGAUCUUUAAGCCCAUAUCUCUCUAAUACUAUAGUUCUCUCUAGAUCUUUUUCCCCUUAAAAAGGACUAAUCCCUCUCUCUCUCUCUCUCUUUCGCUCUCUUCCGAUUUUCAGGUGUGGGCACAUGUGUUCAUGCUACCGCUGUGCACAAGAGCUGCGAUGGGGCGCGGGAAUAUGCCCAGUCUGCAGCGCUCCGAUCGAUGAUAUCGUCAAGACAUUCCUUGAGGCAAAUUCUUCCUAAUUAGGGAACCACUCUUGUUAUGAAGUAAAUGCAACGCUUUUAUAUGCACAUUUCCUUGUGAAAUUUCCCAAUUUUGGCUCUGGAUCUGCUGAACUUCUUCACUCCUGUCCAGGGAGGAGACGCUGAAUGAUUGCGGAUCAGAUCCCGGCCCGCCUCAUGGAAAUCGAGCCAGAAAUGUUAGAUAUUUUCAGGUGAUUUUUCCAUGGUUGUUCCAUUUUUGGAAUAAUUACGGCAUUCCAUGAAGAUCAUGACUGCUUUAGGCCUGUUGAUAUUCAGUCUGAAUCUUCCAUAGCCCUUCAUCUUCAUGAAGCGGCUCACCCGAAUUGACUUCUUGGUCCUCUUAUAAGCUGAUGAUCAGAGGUCCGUUCUGUGUGAUAGCUAGAGAGCUGGUAUGUAACUUGAUAUCAGAUCUUUUCUUCCUCCAUUAAGUUCGUGGGAUGUUUGGUCAACCGUUGAACUGGACUCAGAAAUGUCAAAGUUCUUGUGGAGAUCUUUUUUUUUCCUAAAUUUAAUCCAUUCUUGGAAUAUUUUCUUAAUCUUCUUGGAUUGUUUCCAGAAUUUUCAUAAUUUAUUGAGUACCUCACCCAAGCUUGGUUUCUUGAUCUCCUUGCUAGAUGAUAUGAUUAGUGAAAUGCUGGAUAAGGGUGGACUUUUCUCUGAUGAAGAAUAUUUUAUCAGAUGAAAAGUUAUUCUAGAAUAUUUGAUCGUGAUUAUUGCCGUCUGAUGUAAUGAUUAACAUAUAUUAAUGGCAAUUACUGCUAUCCGAUGUUAAUUAGCCAAUAUUUUCUUGAAGUUUUUUGUCGUUUGAUCCCAUCAUGUGUCCAUAUUAAAUGGGUGAUUAAGUUUCUUUGAUACUAUAAUUAGCUAAUUAUUGAUGAUGGUCAUUCUUGUCUGAUGUAUUGAUUAGUGAGUUGUUGACUUUUUGUUGACGGCUUUUGGUCAACCCUACGUUACAUCAAGGAAAAUAACAAGAUGCCUUGACCCACAGAUGAUUGAUUGUUUGACAAGAGGGAAAAGGGGAGAGGGACUAUGAAUGUUUUGAAAAUCAGGGUUUAGGGAUGGUUAGGUCUUUCUCAUUGACUAUUAGGAAGAGGUUAUUAGGUGGGAGGCUCUUCUUCCUGCAGCUCUCAUUGACUUCGAGGAAAGUCAAAUCUAGCUUCGAAUGGGCUCGCAAAGUGUGAUUGCUAUGGGCUGACUUAUGGGCCUGCCCUGCCUCAUGGAUUCCCAAGCCGGCCAAAUGGUCUGA